AGGAAAGUGAAAGUUUUUACGAAUAACGCGAUGGAAUAACCAAGAGUUACUCAAUGGACCGCCUGUCUUCAGUUCUUGAACGGCAUAGCAUGUGUGUGUUCAAUGUUAGUAUGACAUAAACCUUUAUGAAGAGUGAUAUUCUAGUCAUCUGAAAAUGAAGCACUUAUUAAUAUUCUUUGCCUCUGCUUUAUGUGCCAAAAGCUUGCCAAUAGGAAGUAUAUCAGGUGAUGUCGAUAUAAAUCUGAAUCAUGUUGCUAAGAAUAUUCAGAUACCUACAAUUAGUCCAAAGGCAUUCACUGUUUUACCCGGGUUUCCCAACUCUGGCAGGACAAGAGCUGUCUUAGAACAAGAGACACUAUUAAGUCAGGUUGAUUCGAAAUACACCAACCUUCAACAAGCAGUUGCCAAUAUCUACAACCCCAAACCAGUAGUUGACACCAUAAGUGAAGAGGAUAAGUAUGGAAAUGAUGGUGAAAAAUUCAAAUCUGUUGGAAGGGUGCUUGUCAAUGGUUACGAAAGCUUUUCGAACUUCCUUAAUGCCCUGUUUGAAAUUCCCAUGGAAAAAGCAAAGCAGAUUGGCAAACAGAUUACAGCAAACCUCAAUGCCAUUGGUGGAAAAUUAGUUGGCCUUUGAAAAAGACGAAAAAUUUGGAAUCAGUUUGUUCAAAUUAAUGAAUAUUUUUACAUUAAGUGAUGUGUUAUGUUUAUAGUUAUCCAGUGAUUUGAAUAGCUAGAUUAGGAUAAGGUUCAAGACAGUGCGAUUACUUGAAAUAAAAAUGAUUUUUAUUUUAUUUUUAUAAA
Harmonia axyridis is the source of this 801-nucleotide messenger RNA. RefSeq lists its product as uncharacterized. Lineage: Eukaryota; Metazoa; Arthropoda; Insecta; Coleoptera; Coccinellidae. Bases 155 to 634 code for a protein of 159 amino acids. The transcript is spliced from 4 exons. The record is from RefSeq and is a predicted model, not a curated record.